This is a messenger RNA of Trichomonas vaginalis G3, 748 nucleotides long. Its product is annotated as organellar and viral DNA polymerase type B. The transcript has a single exon. The annotation marks the transcript as partial. Lineage: Eukaryota; Parabasalia; Trichomonadida; Trichomonadidae. The record is from RefSeq and is a predicted model, not a curated record.
AUGACUAUUGCUGCAUAUGCGUAUGAAACAAAUGAAGCAAGAAGAGCACAUGAACUAGUAAACGAAAACUCAACUUUAACAGUGGAAGGCAAUGAUUUAGUCAUUGACGAUGGAAAAACUAAAAAAGUCAUUGAUUUCGAUACUUUUAACACUUAUGACCCAUUCAUUACAAUAAGUAAAGUUCCUAUCAUAAAUGAUGGAACGGUGCAAUAUAUAAAUUCUACAGUAGAUGCCUCAUUAGUGAAAGUAUUAAAUGUUCUCAUUGAAUUGUUAAAGAGCUUUCGAUUUGACGACAACAUUAAAUGCUUAAAGAAUUUAGUCAUGAAUGAGAAACAAAUUCUUGGCGUUGCUGGUAGCAGUAAUGAUGUACACCUUAUGACAUUAGAAUAUUAUAACGAACAUAAAGAUGAACUGAAAGGAGAGAAGGGUGACACCGGACCUCAAGGACCUCAAGGACCACAAGGAAUACAAGGAAUACAAGGAAUACAAGGAAUACAAGGACCUCAAGGCGAGAACGGUUUGGAUGGUGUAGAUGGAAAGGAUGGAAAAACUGCUAAAUCAUGGAUAUGGAACCUUAUAAAUACUGGUUUAACAGCUGCUUCAUAUGGAGUUCUUCAAUACCAAAUCGGAAAGAUAUGGGCGGUACUUGGUGAAGAAGUUUUAAAUGACGUUAAAAAUGCUUUGAACUUCAUUUCAAAUGGUUCGGAUACUAUUAAAACUUUAUCUGGUUGGAUGCAAGAAACAAGGA